Messenger RNA from Mya arenaria, 671 nucleotides. RefSeq lists its product as uncharacterized. Gene Ontology annotation, molecular function: protein binding. The record is from RefSeq and is a predicted model, not a curated record. The transcript has 2 exons. Bases 27 to 671 code for a protein of 214 amino acids. Lineage: Eukaryota; Metazoa; Mollusca; Bivalvia; Myida; Myidae.
AACACCCACUAAAUGCAAGUUAGAGAAUGACUGGAAUACUUCAGCUGUUAUUACUGGUCAGCAUGACCGUGGCUUCUGAGCCAUCGUGUCCAGCGUGCUCCAAAUACGAUUACGAGGAAAAGGUUCUCGAGAGAAUGAUUCGCAUGGAGUUCGCUUUUAAGAAAGUGUUAAAGGAAAACAAGGCUAUAAGCAAAACUGUUGAGCACGACCUAACGCGUAUCAAGGAAGAAAACGAACGAUUGCACGCGACCGUUGAUGCCCUAAAGGAUCAUAAGGAGAUAGCGGAACGUAAACUGGUUUCGCUCAUGGAGGAAGUUGAGAGAAACCAGUCCAGCACACUGGAGAAGAUAGUUUCCGAUUCUAACACUACGUUAGAACAAACUAUUGUCGCCUUCAAUGAUAUAAAAGACCAAAUCGCUACUCCACUGGUGUACUUCCACGCCCGCUCUCCACAAACCAGUAGCCUGUCAACAGAUGAGGUGAUCGUGUACAAGACAGUGGAGACCAACCAGGGAAACGGCUACAUCGCCACCACGGGCAAGUUUACCGCUCCAGUACCGGGACUCUACAUGUUCUUCAUGCACACAUGUACGCGGCCAAAUACAUAUGGUUAUCUCCAGAUAUUAAAGGAAGGAUCAGUCCUCAUUGCAAUUAAACAGUACAACACGUAA